UGUUAUUUUAUAAAACAAUUACUUAAUGGUUUCCGUGUUUGGAUGAACUGAUCCAAACACUUGGGAAUGUUGCUCGAGUUUAGAAAAACUCUUUUCUAGAAGCGCUUUUCUAGAUCAUCCAAACACGGAAACCAUUAAUUAAGUAAGUAAUUAUUAAAUACACAACUUUUUUAUAAACGACAUUUAUUGUAUACUCAACAACAACAUUUGGAAGCAAGGCUCUCGAUUUAAAUAUGCUUACUUUUUACCUGCACGAGGUUUCUGAGGGCCUAAUUCCACGGUUUUUCUCGCCGAAAUGCGAAAUAUUUCGCCUGUUUCUUUUGAAUUUCGACUACUUGAAUAAAUUAAUUCUGCUUCAUUGCUCACAACUCAAAAGAAAGAGGCGAAAUAUUUCGCAUUUGCUUGAAAAUUUAGUCAGUGGAAUUAGCGCUUUAGAUCGCUGUUAAAUUAGAAGGAGUUCAAGUUUGUUUGAAUUUUUAUUGAGUGUUUGAUAAUAUGCAAAUAUAUCACUUCUAAAGUAUCAUACUGAGCAAGUGGCUUGCAUGAUAAAGAUGUUCUUUUGUGACGUGUUUAUUAUCUUGGCAGCAGUGUGUUUGUUUGAGCCUAAGAAAAGCUAAGUGGACAAGUUUAAUUACUAAGUAAAGAGCUGAAGAGUUUGUUCAAUAGUUCGUUUAUUAAUAUGAAACUAAAAACUCGUUGCCAGGUAUUGCUAACAGCAGUGGCCGUCAUUACAAUCUGCACAGCGAUGUAUUUUUUUCAUAGUCGUCAGUCUACAAAGAAAUGUCGUGAUGUGUCUGAACAUGGAGAUCCUUGGAUAAUCAAUUCGACGAAGGCACCAUUGUUACCAGUUCCUAAAGAUAUAGAAAUGACAGUUGGCCCUGAAGAAUGGAUAAGUAGGACAAUUAAUGAUCCAAAUGUAAAGUUGCAAGAAUGUCCAUCAUUGCUUCAAUUAAAAAAGAACGAUUCAGAUCUUGCUUGUCGGUUACCAGAGAUUGAUCCAUUCCAUCCAUCAAUAAUGAAGUUAUUCUCUGAUGUGGCAAACCCUAACUGUGCGAAGCACAAAUCCUAUGGAAAAUUAGUAAAUGGUAAAAUACAAUUCUUAGAUCCUGAAGUUAUUUCAGCGAAUUAUCGUCGGAUUAUUAGGCAAGGAGACUUUAAGUUCAUUCUUGGUAAAAGUGUCCCUGUACCAGCAAUGAAUACAGAAGAAAAAAUCACGGAUGAAUUUAUUGAAGUUGAAUAUUUGCUCAAAAAUAAGAAGAACGUUAAAGAAAUCUUUCUCCAGCCUGUCCCGCAUGAGCAUUUGGUAAAACGAAAGGCAGAAAAACAACCAGGAAUACCGUUAAAUAUUUUAAUCAUUGGUGUAGAUUCACUUUCUCAUGCAAAUACACAGCGAAGACUGCCUAACGUAUAUAAAUAUCUCAAAAACGAACUUGGAGCGAUGUUUUUUAAUGGACACUCGAUAGUGGGGGACGGCACCACAGAGCAAUUGACCGCUAUGUUAACUGGACAAGGAGAACUUGAACAAUAUGAAUCAAGACGCCAUCACAAAAACCCCAAGCCUGUAGAUGGAUGGUCUUGGAUAUAUAAGCAACUUAAAGAACGAGGUUAUGUAACUGGUUACUCUGGUGACUGGCCAAUUAUUGGUCCAUGGCAGUAUAGACUAAUGGGAUUCGAAAAUCCGCCCACAGAUUUCUAUACCAGGCCAUUUUUUUCUAUGGCUGAAAAAUUUGUAAAAACAAAAGACCAGUGCUUAGCUUCAAAAACUAUAUCAAAUGUUCAGUUUGAUUAUAUCCAAGAAGUGUUUGAUGUGUUCAAAAAUCAAUUGAAGUUUUUUUUCUCAUUUAACGUACGUUACUCUCACAAUUCCAACAGUGAAACAUCGAAGAUUGAACCAGAUUUAUUAUCACUUUUAAAAGGUUUAAAACAAAAUAAUCAUCUCAACAACACAUUACUUAUAAUCAUGGGGGACCAUGGCACUCGAUAUGGCAAAAUACGAACUUUGGUGCAAGGAAAACUCGAAGAAAGACUUCCACUUUAUACAAUGGCAUUUCCAAAAUGGUUUCUCAGAGAAUAUCCAGAGAUUUCCAAGAAUCUAAAACUAAACACAAACCGUUUGACGUCAUGGUAUGACGUAUACGCCACUUUCCGUCACAUGCUCAGUUAUCCUGAGGUCCCUGCUGAUAUAAAACACGGUCAAAGCUUGUUGAUAGAAGUUCCCAUAUCACGCACAUGUUCUCAGGCUAACGUUGAGGAACAUUGGUGUCCAUGCUUAGAAUGGGUAGAUGUAAAUCUUGGACAUAGUCACCUGAAUAAUUCAGCUCUUGCAGCAGUGGAGUUCAUGAACAAUGCUAACCUGGAACACAAAAAGAGUGCUGAAAACUGUCAAAAAUUAUCACUAAAGAAUAUAAACUACGCGCUAUUCGAACGACCAAAUGAUAAAGUCUUGUCAUUUAAGCAAACAAACGAUUUGAAAGCUGCGUUUAGUGACAAGUCACGUCCAAAUCACAAGGAUUUUUGUCGCUAUCAAGUACAAUUUACGACGAUACCAAAUAAUGGAAUAUAUGAAGCAACCGUACGCUAUCAUAAAGAUUGGUUUAUUGUAAGCAAGGCUAUUAGCAGAGUGAACAAAUACGGGAGUCAACCAGAAUGCAUUGCAAGAGAUCUUCCGCAUUUAAGAAAAUAUUGCAUGUGCAAAAGAACUGAUGUGCGCGAAAUGUGUUUCUAACUAUUGACACAAUUUCUAAAUAGGCAUUUUUUAUUUAUUACUCGGUUUUGUUUUGUUAUUGUCUUUUUUUGUGUGUGUGUUUUGGCGCAGCUUUGUACCCUGCGGAAGGCCAGAAGGAACAGAGCCCCAUUCAGAGUAGCAACCUUCGGCCAAUUUCACUGUUUGUGAUCUAUUAGACAGAAAGUCAAUUAUCUUUUUAUUUAAAUUGAAUAGAAUUUAC
Messenger RNA from Dendronephthya gigantea, 2945 nucleotides. RefSeq lists its product as uncharacterized. NCBI's taxonomy places the organism in Eukaryota, Metazoa, Cnidaria, Anthozoa, Malacalcyonacea, Nephtheidae. The transcript is spliced from 6 exons. The record is from RefSeq and is a predicted model, not a curated record. The coding region runs from base 680 to 2725 and encodes 681 amino acids.